Messenger RNA from Pyrus x bretschneideri (Chinese white pear), 1725 nucleotides. Its product is annotated as farnesylcysteine lyase. Bases 16 to 1530 code for a protein of 504 amino acids. The record is from RefSeq and is a predicted model, not a curated record. Gene Ontology annotation, biological process: prenylcysteine catabolic process; prenylated protein catabolic process. Lineage: Eukaryota; Viridiplantae; Streptophyta; Magnoliopsida; Rosales; Rosaceae. Gene Ontology annotation, molecular function: prenylcysteine oxidase activity. The transcript has 5 exons.
CCCGGACCCUCAGUCAUGUCGUUGUCGUCGGCGUCAACUCCCACAACCACCUUCAUUUUCUCACUCCUCCCUCUCUUCCUCCUCCUCCUCCUAUCAGAUGCAAAUGCAAAUGCUGUUGACUCGGCUUCUACUGUCUGCAUCAUCGGCAGCGGCAUCGGUGGCUCCUCCGUGGCCCACUUCCUCCGCCGCUACUCCCCCCCUCAUCUCAACUUCACGGUCCGGAUCUUCGAGCGCAACCCCAUCGUCGGUGGUCGCAUGGCCACCGUCAACGUGUCCGGCCACAUUUUCGAGGCUGGCGCUUCCAUUCUCCACCCCAGGAACCUGCACGCUUUGAACUACUCCAAGCUCCUCAACCUCGCCGUCAAUAGCCCCUCCUCCUCCGACGAAUCCUCCUCUUCUGCUUUUGGAAUUUGGGACGGCCAUAAGUUUGUGUUCAAGACUCUGAGCUUCAAAUCAGAGCUUCCCUUUGUCGAUAAGAUAGUUUCGCUUGCCAAUUCACUCCUCAUGCUCUUCAGAUACGGCUACUCCCUUAUCAGGAUGGACAAAUUUGUUGAGACUGCUGUAAACAAGUUCUGCAAGUAUUAUGAAAGCUUUGAGACGAGACCCGUUUUCGAGACGGUGGAUGAGAUGCUCAAAUGGGCUGGUUUGUACAAUCUCACCACCACCACUUUGGCUGUCGAACUGGCCGAUGCCAGACUGUCUCCCCUCUUGAUACAAGAGCUUGUCACUGUCAUCACAAGAAUCAAUUAUGGCCAAAGUGUCAGUAUGAGUGGACUUGCUGGUGCAGUUUCAUUGGCUGGAUCAGGCGGAGGAUUGUGGGCCAUCAAAGGAGGGAACUGGCAGAUGGCUGCCGGACUGAUUGAUCGUUCUAAUGUUGAAUUGCACCUUCAAGAAGAGAUAGAGUCCAUUUCAUCAAAUGGAGAAUAUUAUGAGCUUAAUUCCACCCUGCGGAACAGUUAUACAUGUGACAUAGCAGUGGUUGCUUCACCUCUAGAUGAGUUGAGUCUCAAGUUUAAUCCUCCAAUCUCCAUCCCUAAGAGAGAAUUGCAACACACGCAUGCAACUUUUGUUAGGGGCCUCUUAAAUCCUGUAUAUUUUGGCCUGAAUUCUGUGGCAGAAAUCCCGGAAUUGGUUGGCACUAUUGAGAUUCCUGAUCUUCCAUUCUCAAGUAUAUCAGUUCUGAAGCAACAUGAUGAGAAAGAUUUCACUUACAAGAUAUUCUCUCGUAAACCAAUGGCAGAUGCAAUCCUAGAUAGUAUCUUCAGCGUGAGGACGGAGACAAUUCGAAUAAAUUGGGGUGCAUACCCUCAUUAUACAGCUCCUGAAGUAUUUGCACCGUUUAUUUUGGAUGGUCAGCAUUUGUACUACGUGAAUGCUUUGGAGAAUGCAGCAAGUACAAUGGAGACGAGUGCUGUUGCAGCUGAGAAUGUUGCAAGACUCAUCCUAUCAAGAUUUUCUAGCGUUGUACCUUUAAGUUUGCCAAGCUUGAGCUCCAAAGGCGAUGGAGGGGAUGUUCAUGUAGAUCUGUGAAUUCUGUUUGUGAUCUCCAGUCCAGUCCUUGGUUUCGGAUGUAAUUAAGAUCGGGUGGCACUGUCAUAUGUGUAAUAAUAUGUUAGGCCAAAAUAAGCCUGUACCAUAACUUGGAGCAAGUUUCAACUGAGUUUAUGGAGACAUGGGACAUUGAUCUGUAAAUUUCGUUAAUCAGAAAACUGAAGAAUUGUCCAA